Molecule: messenger RNA, 1035 nt
Organism: Pedinophyceae sp. YPF-701
Lineage: Eukaryota; Viridiplantae; Chlorophyta; Pedinophyceae
Source: the annotation of a GenBank genome assembly
AUGGGGGGGGACCGUCAGUCGGGACAGGGCACGGAGGCGGACCUCGGAGCGGCUGCGGCGCCGCAGAGGCGCGGGGAGGCGGCAAGCUCGGCGGGCAACGGCAGCACGUCCGAGAGCGUCAGCGUGAGCUUCGUGUCCGUCGAAUCGUCCGAGACGGUCAUGGUGCGCGGAAACGGCGCGGACGGACCCGGGAAGAGCGUCGGUGACGCAGAGCCGGGGUCGUUGCCGGGGUCGCUCGGCGCCGCGGGCGUGGGCGGCAACGGCUCGUCCGGCGUGCACCUCAACAUGGGCGUCUUCAUGAUCCCGCACCCGGACAAGGCCCACAAGGGCGGCGAGGACGCGUUCUUCCUGUGCGAGGACUGCGGCGGGGGCGCCGCGGGCGUCGCGGACGGCGUGGGAGGCUGGGCGGAGCAGGGCGUCGACUCGGGGCAGUACUCGCGGGCCCUGUGCGAGAACACGCGCGCGGCCUGCCACGGCGUGCAGCCCGAGCUCAACUCCCCGAAGGCGGCGCUGAAGGUCGCGCACGCGCAGACGGAGGGCCUCGGGUCGAGCACGGCGUGCGUGUUGAUGAUGGGCGCGGACGGCACGCUGCACAUAGCCAACCUGGGCGACUCCGGCGUGAUGAUCGUGCGGGAGGGGAAGCCGGUGUUCGUGACGCCGCAGCAGCAGCACGACUUCAACUUUCCGUUCCAGCUGGGCAGCGAGCCGUUCAACGACCCGCCCGAGUCGGCGGACGACUUUGCAGUCAAGGUCCAGCCGGGCGACGUGGUCGUGGCGGCCACGGACGGGCUGUGGGACAACAUGUACGUGGACGAGGUCGCGAACCUGAUCGCGGACUCCCGCUCCAGGGGGCACAGCCCGCGCGAGGCUGCACGCGAGGUGGCGACGCGUGCGCAGGUGCUGGCCGCGGACGACCGGUACCUGAGCCCGUUCGCGUACAGCGCGCUGCAGCUGGGGUACGUGUUCAUCGGGGGCAAGAUGGACGACAUCACGGUGCUGGUGAGCUACGUCGAGGAGGGCAAGGCGAAGCUCUAG